ACUCAGACAAAAAACGCCCCGUCUCCGCAUUUCAGCAGCGGUGACAAGACGCUUCACAUGGAAGUAUGAGCGGAGAGACGCAUUCAACCGCUCGUCUGAGGCUUCUAAAGGUGGAAGCUGAAGAGAUGAAUCCUGAUGUUGCUCUCUUCACAUCUGUUCACCCAUGGAGUAAAAUCCCCAACACCACCCGUCUGAACCUCCCAGACUCUGACGCUUCUGCAUGGAUCUUGCCUCCACUCCUCGCGGCUCCAAACUGCUCCCGUCCCCCCUGUGAGAGAAUGUACCCCUGCGAACCCGACCCCUCCCCGGGCCCCCAGCACCCGGAGGCCCAGCUGGACUUCUUCCACAAGCUCGGGUACUCCACGGCUCAGGUUCUGGCCGUUCGGCAGAUGUUCGGCCCCAACAUGGACACAGAUAAACUCCUGGGGGAGCUGGUGAGGAUCGGAGCCAGCCGGGAGGCCGGCCGGGGGGCCGAGCAGGGGCCCGUGACCACGAUGUCGGUGUUGGUGCCCAGAGGGGACUUCCAGGCUGUGGGCCCCACCAUGCAGCUGCCUCUUACCAUGUCGUCUCCUCAGAGCAGAGAGGAGGGCAGCGAGGAUGACGACGCUCUGAGACCCGUUGUUAUAGAUGGAAGCAACGUGGCCAUGAGCCACGGGAACAAGGACGUUUUCUCUUGUCUGGGAAUCCAGCUGGCAGUGAACUUCUUCGUGGACAGAGGCCACAGUGAAAUCACCGUGUUCGUUCCCUCGUGGAGGAAGGAGCAGCCCCGGCCAGAUGUUCCCAUUACAGAUCAGCACAUUCUGCGAGACCUGGAGAGGAGCAAGAUACUUGUGUUCACACCGUCGAGACGCGUCGCGGGCAAAAGGGUGGUCUGUAAUGACGACUGCUUCAUCGUCAAGCUGGGCUACGAGUCUGACGGCAUCAUCGUGUCCAACGACAUGUACCGGGACCUGCAGGGAGAGAAGCCGGAGUGGAAACGCUUCAUCGAGGAGAGACUGCUCAUGUACUCCUUCGUCAAUAACAAGUUUAUGCCUCCUGAUGAUCCUCUGGGCCGCCACGGACCGACCCUGGAGAACUUCCUGCGGAGGUUUCCAAAGGCUAUGAAAAAACAGCCAUGUCCUUAUGGAAAGAAAUGUACUUUCGGAAUCAAAUGUAAAUUCCACCAUCCUGAGCGAGCCAAACAAUCCAACCGCUUGGUUGCCGAUGAGCUUCGGGAGAACGCCAAGCACCCGUCUACCCCUCAGAAACAAUCCUCAGCUCGCUCCAGUCCCGUUCCUGGACAGAGCCUCUCGCUGCUGGAGGACAUGGCAAAGAAACUGACUCUGGGACAUGAGAGCAGCUCCUUAAAGAGAGACCAUAAACACGAACAGUUGAAGGCCAGUCACCGAUCCAGCAAGAAGGCCACACCUAGAAAGGAGAAGAACAGCCAGAGCCCGUCUUCCGACCACGGUUCAGGACGGCAGAGUGGCUCUCAGGAGCAGCUGGACUCUGGUUUAGGCUCCAUAGACAGUCAGCCAACGGAGGCUCCUUGGAGUGUGUGUGAUCACCAGUAUGGGGCGAUGUACUGGAGCUCCCAGCACACCCACAGUGUGAGACAACAGUACUGCCCUCCGUGCAGCUGCUGCUCACAUGGCCCUUCCUCUCGGGGGACCACGCCAGCUUUCCAGCACCCCAACCAGCGUUACAGCCUUGGGCAUGUCAGCAGCCACAACUCUGAUAUGAUUCCCUACCCGCCUCAUUACGCCAGCUACGGCGCAUACCCAGUCGGCGUGUCUGCAUACAGUCAGCCGACUGAUUUCCAGCACAGCAGAGUCCACGGCCACCACCAGCAGCAGCAGCGGCAGCACUGGUCCGAUCCGUUUGGGGCUCACCCACCGGGGGUCCGCAGCCUGCCGGGGGAGCGCUCUCAAUGGGAGCCUCCUCCGGGUACGAGUCCCGGCGGUGAGGAGAGAGAGGUCGUCCGGAAGAAGCUCCUCGCUAUCUUCAGCGUCCACUUGGUGGACGCAGCCAUGGACACGUUUCCUCAGGUGAUGGAUCCACAGAUGCUGGUCGCUGAGAUCCUCAAGCUGCAGAGUCAGAACAGGUCGCAGAGAUGAGACGACGUCCAGCGGCCGGUCUGAAACCACGUCUUUCAGUGGAAAGACUCAAAAAGAUAAACAUGAGUUUGUGUAUUUAUGUAUUGUGGUAUCCACCUUGCUGUAUUUGAGUGCCUUAUUUUAAACUAUGUUGCAUUGUAAGUUGCCUCGGUGAUGAAAUGAGAGGAGACGUAUGUAGUUGAUACAAAUUGUAUCUUUAUUUAAAAAUGUAAAAGGGAAUAAAAGGGUAACACUCUGUUACUCUUAUGGUACACUCAGAAUCCACGCUACUGGGUACACCUGUACAGUCUAAUGCAUUCCAGUGUAACUGUUCUGCCAUCAACUCUACUUUUAUUGUGCCUGUAAUGUCUUUUUGUGUCAUAUUGGCACCGUGCAAGUUUAUGCUUUUACUGCCAUGAUAAGUUAUUGUUUGUGAUUAUUAGGGGCAAUACUUUCCAUAAAAAAAGAAUUAAUCUCACAGAAAAUGAGAUUUAACACUGGUUUUAUAAUGCUUUAUAUUCCCAGUUUUGUUUAGUUUGUGUAUGUUUGCGUUUGUAGAAUUAGAGGUGUAUUUUUUUUCUGUGACCUAAAUGAUGCUCUCUGAGAUCAGACCCAAGAUAAAACUACAACUGUCUGAGCUUUAUUGGACAAAAACGUGUUUAAUUUAUGAUGACAUUUGUUUUAUACUUUAAGGCAAAUUGAGCAACAAACAUGUUGAGCAAUAAACAUU
Anarrhichthys ocellatus (wolf-eel) is the source of this 2805-nucleotide messenger RNA. It is a transcript of the gene zc3h12ab, whose product is annotated as zinc finger CCCH-type containing 12Ab. Lineage: Eukaryota; Metazoa; Chordata; Actinopteri; Perciformes; Anarhichadidae. The transcript is spliced from 6 exons. The record is from RefSeq and is a predicted model, not a curated record. Gene Ontology annotation, biological process: 3'-UTR-mediated mRNA destabilization. Bases 66 to 2096 code for a protein of 676 amino acids. Gene Ontology annotation, cellular component: nucleus; cytoplasmic ribonucleoprotein granule. Gene Ontology annotation, molecular function: mRNA binding; RNA endonuclease activity; metal ion binding.